AUGGCCGAAAAACGUGUCAAUACAGCAUCGUCGGCCUUGCCCGAGCCUGGAGAGUCUUGGACGUUCUCCCUAUAUGUUGCCUUCAUUGCUCAUUUCGUCUACUGGAACAGGCAGGACAUCAUGAAUAACCUUCCUGGCUCUCUUGCACUGCUCUUCCUGGCCGCACUACUAUAUUUCCCAUUCCCUGGCAUUUCCGUCACCUUCGUACUUCAUAGAGUGCCGUUAUUUUUCACACUCUCCGCUUUAGUAGCGGCUGGAAUGCCAAAACUUCGUCUGGCUGAAACUGGCGACUCUGGGGGUUUCUUCGGAGCGCUACCCACGAACUCCGAAGGACUCUCUGACUUGUUGGAAGUCACCGUCUCACGCCGGGCCUCGGGCUUCUCGGAUGGAAGUAGCGGGAACAAUGGGUUCCAAGUGCUUCCGGGAGUUAUUCGCGCUUUUGAUCCCGACAUGUUUCGCCAUUUCAGCGGGCCCGGGCCGUUGAAGGCUCAGAGCGACCGUUCAUCUGACAUUGCUCUGUCACAGACGGGACGAGUCAGUCCACCAUCCUCAUGGGACUCUACCACCCGAGCCUUUUGGAGUUCCAACGAUGGGUCACUUCAAUGCUAUGGAAACCACCCAAGAUCGCGUCCCGGAAGUCCUUGGCGUCCUCACACCCACGGCGGAAGCCAGAGCUGUACCUAG
This is a messenger RNA of Neoarthrinium moseri, 684 nucleotides long. RefSeq lists its product as uncharacterized. Lineage: Eukaryota; Fungi; Ascomycota; Sordariomycetes; Amphisphaeriales; Apiosporaceae. Bases 1 to 684 code for a protein of 227 amino acids. The transcript has 3 exons. The record is from RefSeq and is a predicted model, not a curated record.